CGUACGCAUACCAUCUCCACUCAUCUGUACUUGUUUUGAGCUUUUUUCCUUUUUUAUGCAUAAUUUAUGUGGAUGCGCAGUUACUAUAUGACUGUCUUUGUUUAUCCUGGCCACAUCUUUUGAUUUUUAUUUUUGUUUUAUUUUUAUUUUAUUUCUGUAUAUUUGUGAUUAUUGUUCAAUCGGCGUUAAUUUGAUUAGUUUAUAAGUGCGUUGUGUUAAUUCCAGCUGAAUCGGUCGAUGCUGCGGUUGUUUGUUGGACGAAUUAAUUAAUUCGUGCGCGUUUAAUUAUAGAGUUGUUACUGUUGUUAAUGCGCUGUGUGUGUGUGUUUUGCACUUUGAUUUACAUUUUAAAAAUUGAUGUUGGAGAAAGGCGAGCUGAUUUGCUGGUGUUUUUGAGCUGACUUUUGUAGUCUUUGAUCAAAUUUGUUUUGCGAAGUGAAUACUAAAUAUUAACGAAACCGAUCUGCCUAUUUUUCCGGCAUUGGAAGUGUAAUCUGAUUUCAUCUGAACUGUAGAAGUCUGUUGUUCUGAUCGUAGCUAUAGAUAUUCAAUGUUCAUGUUGCUUCGACACUGUCGCCUCACGUUUUUUUGGUUCUUCAUUUUGUAGCUGAUUGUUGAUAUCGAUUAUUUUUUUACUAGAUGGACCAGUAUGAAAAGGUUGAGAAGAUCGGUGAGGGAACGUAUGGCGUGGUGUACAAGGCCCGGGAUCGUGUAACAAAUGAGACUAUUGCUUUAAAGAAAAUCCGGCUAGAGCAGGAAGAUGAGGGAGUGCCGAGUACAGCUAUCAGAGAGAUUUCUCUCUUGAAAGAGAUGCAACAUGGGAAUAUUGUAAGGUUACAGGAUGUGGUGCACAGCGAUAAGCGACUGUACCUGGUAUUUGAAUAUCUGGACUUGGACUUGAAAAAACACAUGGAUUCUUGCCCAGAAUUCUCAAAGGAUCCUCGCCUGGUUAAAAUGUUUCUGUAUCAAAUACUCCGUGGUAUUGCCUAUUGUCACUCUCAUCGAGUCCUUCAUAGAGACCUGAAGCCUCAAAACUUGCUGAUUGAUCGACGUACCAAUGCAUUAAAGCUUGCAGAUUUUGGAUUGGCUAGAGCAUUUGGCAUUCCUGUCAGGACAUUUACACAUGAAGUUGUGACUCUAUGGUACAGGGCUCCGGAAAUACUGCUGGGAUCACGCCACUAUUCAACUCCUGUGGACAUAUGGUCGGUUGGUUGUAUAUUUGCUGAGAUGGUAAACCAACGACCAUUAUUUCCUGGGGACUCUGAGAUAGACGAACUCUUCAAAAUCUUUAGAAUCAUGGGCACCCCAAAUGAAGAUACAUGGCCUGGAGUGACAUCUUUACCUGAUUUUAAAUCAGCAUUUCCGAAAUGGCCACCCAAGGAUCUCUCGUCUGUGGUUCCAAAUCUUGACGCUGGCGGCCUUGACCUCCUCGGUAAAAUGCUCUGCUUAGAUCCGAGCAAAAGAAUUACUGCCAGAAACGCGCUGGAGCAUGAAUACUUCAAGGAUAUCGGGUUUGUCCCCUGAUCGAUGCCCUUGCUCUUUGUUAUAUUGUAUAUUUUUAUGCGUGGCAGCUGCAAUUUUAUUCCUCUCGACAAAAGUGUGACACACGGGCGACGUUAUCUUCCCAUUUCUUCCUUCUCUUUCGGUACGAUUUGGUUUAUACCAAAGUGAUUCUGCACACAAGGAACUAUGAAGGAAAUCUCAGUUGCCCCUGCUUUCACUUGCUCUUAUCUUCUCCCCCCCCCCCUCCCCUGUGUGGUUGUGUCAAUUUUUUUUCUUUUUUUAUAUGUUUAUUUUUGACAGUUUUGAUGUAACAUCGUGCUAUUACCCAAAUGUUACUUUUUGACAUUGUUUCGGAGCAAACAGUUGCUUAUAUAUCUUAUAUACUGUGUUGAUUGUA
This is a messenger RNA of Salvia splendens (bonfire salvia), 1900 nucleotides long. RefSeq names its product cell division control protein 2 homolog A. Bases 640 to 1524 code for a protein of 294 amino acids. Lineage: Eukaryota; Viridiplantae; Streptophyta; Magnoliopsida; Lamiales; Lamiaceae. Gene Ontology annotation, cellular component: cyclin-dependent protein kinase holoenzyme complex; nucleus; cytoplasm. Gene Ontology annotation, biological process: regulation of gene expression; regulation of G2/M transition of mitotic cell cycle; signal transduction. Gene Ontology annotation, molecular function: cyclin-dependent protein serine/threonine kinase activity; cyclin binding; ATP binding. The record is from RefSeq and is a predicted model, not a curated record. The transcript has 8 exons.